Molecule: messenger RNA, 3401 nt
Organism: Chrysemys picta bellii (western painted turtle)
Lineage: Eukaryota; Metazoa; Chordata; Testudines; Emydidae
Source: RefSeq, a predicted model, not a curated record
UGUCCCUUCAUGGAAUGCGCUAAUCCCAGUGCCCCUCUGUCCCUCCUCCCCAUCUGCUCCCCCGUCUCCUUCCGUCCUGUCUCCUUUUCCAGGUGACCCUGCCUCCCCUUCUUUCCCGCUUCGCCCCCGUCUAGUGGUGUUUGCCCCUGCUCCCUCUCUGUGCCCCCGUCCCCCCCAGCAGUCCCCCCCAGAUCCAUCCUAGCCUCUCCCCGACCCCCCGCCUCUCUCUGCUCCCCCGACAGAUGCCCUGCUGGCUGAUCUGGAGACCACAACCUCUCACAUUUCCAAGCGCCCAGUACUGCUCACGGACUCUGGGGCAGCCCACGCCAACGGGCUGGGGCAGGAUGGGAUGCCUGAGGCCAGGCCCCCCCCGCCGCCCUACAACCCUCAACAGCAGGCCAUGUCCGUGGCCCCUCCGCCUGUCUCUGCCCCGCCUAGCGGGGGCGACAAAGAGCAUCUCUACAGCACUGUCUGCAAGCCCCGCUCGCCCCGGCCCAAGGAGCCAGCCGCGCCACCCUUUUCCUCGUCCAGCGGGGUGCUGGGCGCCGGCCUCUGUGAGCUGGACCGGCUGCUGCAGGAGCUCAACGCCACGCAGUUCAACAUCACAGAUGAAAUCAUGUCCCAGUUCCCAUCCAACAAGGGCCCUGAUGGGGAGAAGCGGAAGGAGAAGUCAGAGGAUGCUGGGGAAGGGGGGUCCCCAAGCCGCUCUGCUGGCUCCACCCCACCUCCUGUGAAGCCAUCAGCCACAUCUGCUACCCUGGAGCUGGACAAACUCAUGGCCUCCUUGUCGGACUUCAGAGUCCAGAGCAACCUCCCGGGGGUCUCGGCUGCGCCGCCCCCGGCCCCCACCCGAGUCUCCCUGGCGCAGCAGCUGGUGGUGUCGUCCGUCUGCCCCAGCCCCUCUGGCCCGGCCCCCACAGCAGCGCCGGCCCCGCAGGGUGGCAAUUUGGACAGCAUGCUGGUGAUGCUGCAGUCGGACCUGAGCCGCCAGGGGAUCUCCACCAGCACCAAGGGGCUGUGUGCCUCCUGCCAGAAACCCAUCGCGGGGCAGGUGGUGACGGCGCUGGGCAACACCUGGCACCCCGAGCACUUCGUCUGCACCCACUGCCAGAAGGAGAUGGGGGGCAGCAACUUCUUCGAGAAGGAUGGCGCUCCCUACUGUGAGAGGGACUAUUUCCAGCUUUUCUCGCCCCGCUGCGGCCUCUGCAACGAGCCCAUCCUGGAUAAAAUGGUGACAGCUCUGGACAAGAACUGGCACCCGGAGCAUUUCUGCUGUGUGAAGUGUGGGAGGCCCUUUGGGGAGGAAGGCUUCCACGAGAAGGACGGCCAGCAGUACUGCCGCCAGGACUUCUACGAGCUCUUCUCCACGCGCUGCCAGGGCUGCAGCCAGGCCAUCCUGGAGAACUACAUCUCGGCCCUCAGCGCCCUCUGGCACCCCGAGUGCUUCGUCUGCAGGGAGUGUUACGCGCCGUUCCUGCAGGGCAGUUUCUUCGAGCACGGCGGGCGGCCCUUCUGCGAGACGCACUACCACAAGCAGCGGGGCUCGCUGUGCUGGGGCUGCGAGAAGCCCAUCGCCGGGCGCUGCAUCACCGCCAUGGCCCGCAAGUUCCACCCCGAGCACUUCGUCUGCGCCUUCUGCCUCAAACAGCUCAACAAGGGCACCUUCAAGGAGCAGAACGACAAGCCCUACUGCCACCCCUGCUUCCUCAAGCUCUUUGGCUAAGCCACGCCCUUGUCCGGGCAGGCCCCGCCCCUAGGCCCAGCCACACACCCCGCAGGCCCCGCCCCUGGCCCAGCCAUGGUGGGCAAGCCACGCCCCACCCCACAGCCGCACUUCAGCAGGCCAUGCCCUGGGCACAUUCACGCCCUGGCAGGGGGGCCCCCAUGGCAAGGCAACUCCCCGGCAGGCUCCUUACCUGGCAUAGCCACACCCAUCAUCUCUGAGUGGGCGACGGAAAGGCCAUGGCCCCCAGCACAGCCACGUCAAUCAUUGCCAAAGGCUGGGGAAGCCACGCCUUCCAAGCCAACCUGGGAAGCCCCGCCUCUUUCAGAGCCACACCCACAACCGGCAGGGGGCAGCACAUCUGCCAUUCCUCCCAUGCUGCUGAUAGGUCUUGCCCCAUCAAGCCGCCUGGAGGCCCCGCCCCCAUGCUAAGCAGAAUUUGAACCCCAGGCCCACAGGGGAUGGGCACUGGUCAUGGAUCUCCUCAUCCAACAAGAAGGCAUGGCCGUGGGGGGCAGAGAGGAAGGGCCACUGGGCUAAAGCCUGCCUUCAAUGGGGUGUGGCUGUCUGGGCUAAGUCCCGGCCCCUGGGCACAGCAAAGGGGGGCGUGGCUUAUUUUUUCCAAAACUCCCGUUGAAAUGUCAUAGGAUCACAAAGUGUCUUCAGCUCUGGGCUGGGGGUGUGUGUGGGUGGGGAAUGGGGGGUGUAAAAUGGGGCAGGUGGGAGAUAAUUGGGGAGGAAGGGGUUUAUUACAAGCACAAAUAAGGGAGGUAUUUUAUACUCAUGCUGAUGUGUUGCUGUUUAAACACAGUGGGGGUCACUCCAGACUGGCACCAACAAUCCUCAUCUCCAACACUAUGUGGCUGUUAAACAGCCCUUGCGUCCUGCCCCAGAGGUGGCUGCAUCACAGCACCAGGCGCGGGAUCUCUGUAUAAACAGCCCCUGUGCGCCACCACAGAGACAAUGGGGUGGGGAACAGGAUGGGAGGCCUUUCCCCUCUAGGGGACGCUGGUGUGUGGAGGAGUGAUUGCCUGCUUAUGGGGCCCCUACCGUGUUCCACAAUGUGUCUUGUCUUUUAUUUUGCUUUUUAUACACUCAGUUAUGCUGAAGCGUUAAGUAUUUAUUGUAAUUUUGGGCUCUUUUAAGGAGCGUUCAUGACAGCACUCUGGGCUCUGUUCCAGCUUGGAGACAGGAUCGGGAAGACGGAAGAGCCAGAGAGCCUGGGGGCCGAGAGUAAUGGGUCCUGUGGGGGGAGAGGGAUUGUAGGCAGAGAGCUUUCUGGUUUGAAAGAGGCCAGCGAUAACGGUGAUGAGACAGAAGAGCUCAGGGAAUGAGACACAGGGCCUUGCCCCUCUAAGGGGCGCCAGGUCUGAUCCAUCCUAAGCACUGGCUGGCUCAAACUGUGGGCAGUGGGCCAGUGGCCUUUCCCUUCUGGGGGGGCUGGUCCCAGCUUACUUGCUGGGGGAGCAGGCAGGGCCCGGGUGGGUUUUCUUGCUGAGCUAGGAUUGUAUCAGGGUCACAUUUUUUUUUCUUUUACUGUAUAAGCCCAAAAUGCUUCUUCACUCUCACUGCUGUCCGGUGCCCAGCGGGCAUUGGCACACAUGGGUCAUUUCUACCCAGCGUGCGCUCACUGCUGUAUCCAUGGGUAUUACAGAAUAAAAGCCACGUUUGAAUAAAA